GUCGCUCGCGCUUUCCAGCCGCGGAGGCGCUUGUAUAAAUGCCCCACCGAGUUCAUACUCGAUCUCCAAGAACAGGAAGAAGAAGCAUCUUGUUCCGGCGGAAAUAUGGCUCUGCAGGCUUCGAUUCUUCCGUCUGCUCUCUCCCAUCGCAAAGAGGGGAAGGGGAGCAAUGGAGUGCUGAAGGAAUCGGCAUUCCUCGGGGGCUCUGUUCUUGGGCAUCACAUGGCUGGAAUUCAACUCCCUGUUCUUCGAUGUCAAAGGCAGGCGAAAUUGUCGGUGAAGGCGCAGUCGACGGCGGAGGCGGUGGUGACGGCGGAGGGGGUGGCGGCGCCGGGGCUCAACCAGGCGUCGUUGCAGGGGAAGAAGGUGCUCCGCCAGGGCGUGGUGGUGAUCACCGGCGCCUCGUCAGGGCUGGGCCUGGCGACGGCCAAGGCCCUGGCGGAGUCCGGGAAGUGGCACGUCGUGAUGGCGUGCCGCGACUUCCUCAAGGCGGAGAAGGCGGCGAAGGCGGCCGGCAUGGCGAAGGGCAGCUACACCAUCGCGCACCUCGACCUCGCCUCCCUCGACAGCGUGCGCCAGUUCGUGGACGCCUUCCGGCGCAGCGGCCGCCCGCUCGACGUGCUCGUCUGCAACGCCGCCAUCUACCGCCCGACCGCCCGCAAGCCGACGUACACCGCCGACGGGUACGAGAUGAGCGUCGGCGUCAACCACCUCGGCCACUUCCUCCUCGCCAACCUCCUCCUCGACGAUAUGAAGCAGUCCGACUACCCUUCCCGCCGCCUCAUCAUCGUCGGCUCCAUCACCGGUAAUACGAACACGUUGGCCGGAAACGUGCCGCCCAAGGCGGGGCUGGGUGAUCUCCGCGGACUCGCCGGCGGGUUGGACGGCAGGAGCAGCUCCGCCAUGAUCGACGGCGGCGAGUUCGACGGCGCGAAGGCCUACAAGGACAGCAAGAUAUGCAACAUGCUGACGAUGCAGGAGUUCCACCGGAGGUUCCACGAAGAGACGGGGAUCGCGUUCGCGUCACUCUACCCGGGCUGCAUCGCCACCACCGGCCUCUUCCGCGAGCACGUUCCCCUCUUCCGCCUCCUCUUCCCGCCCUUCCAGAAGUUCAUCACCAAGGGCUUCGUCUCCGAGGAGGAAUCCGGCAAGCGGCUGGCUCAGGUCGUGAGCGACCCGAGCCUGACCAAAUCGGGCGUCUACUGGAGCUGGAACAAGGACUCCGCCAGCUUCGAGAACCAGCUGUCGGAGGAAGCCAGCGACGCCGCAAAGGCCAAGAAGGUUUGGGAGAUCAGCGAGAAGUUGGUCGGCUUGACCGAUUGAUUUGUUGCAGUCGAUGGACCUUCCGCCAUUGUUAGCAGAGAGCACUUCGUCUUCGGUUUUACUUUCCUUUCCGAUAAAUAAAACAACAAGCACGUCGUCUGCUUUCUUUUGA
This is a messenger RNA of Zingiber officinale, 1435 nucleotides long. RefSeq names its product protochlorophyllide reductase. The transcript is spliced from 4 exons. The record is from RefSeq and is a predicted model, not a curated record. Gene Ontology annotation, molecular function: protochlorophyllide reductase activity. NCBI's taxonomy places the organism in Eukaryota, Viridiplantae, Streptophyta, Magnoliopsida, Zingiberales, Zingiberaceae. Bases 106 to 1323 code for a protein of 405 amino acids.